Molecule: messenger RNA, 1587 nt
Organism: Didymodactylos carnosus
Lineage: Eukaryota; Metazoa; Rotifera; Eurotatoria; Philodinida; Philodinidae
Source: the annotation of a GenBank genome assembly
AUGAUAAAUGGUUUCGUAUACACGGUUGACAAACUCGCUCAAGCUACAGAAACAAUGAUUGAUAAAAUGGCUAAUUUCGGAACUAAUGCUAUAAACAAGGCGGCUGUGUUGGGAAGCAAAACAAUGGAGAAGAUGACAAAUGUUAGCAGUUCAGCGGUCAAUUCAUUGGUCAAUGUUGGCACGCAUGCGGGCACACAACUUACCGAAGUUGCCAAAGGAACAAUCGCUGAAGUGGGACAAACAACAGGAAGUCUGGGAGUGUACAUCGGAUUUGGUGUAGGCGCUGCUGUUCUUGUCGUUGUAAUGGCGAAUAAGGAGUUUCGAAUUGUUGGCCGAAAAGAAAUAUUUAUUGUUAAAUUGAACAGAAUAUUUCCUCUCAAUCAUUUCAAUUUGAUGUAUUCUAUUGAUCGUGAAUUAGGCAGCUGUGUUCAAAGAAGAAUAAUUGAUAUAAAGAAUAUGGUUAAAUUAGAAUAUGGUGUCGAUUAUGAAUGUGUCACAGUUGAAAUGUUUCUAAAUUUAUAUAAAGAUCAGCGUCCUGAAAAUAAAGUUGAAUUAUUUUGCGGGCAAAAUGUUAAAGAGUUAAUAUACAAUUAUUCAAACAGCAUACAUUUUAAAACAGAUGCAUCCAUAAAUAUGAUAAAACCGUUCACAAAUAUUUGUUUAACAUACAAGAAAGCUUUAGAUCUUCAAAUUAAAGAAAAAGUCUAUGUUUUUACAAGUGAAGCUGUACAAAAGGGAAUGAUUUAUUAUGGUGAAUGCUGUUGUGUUAAAUAUUAUCCAAAUGCAUACGUUAGGAGGAGCAGGCGUAUCAUCACAUUGGAAGCAUUAUAUGGAAAAAAAUAUUUAUAUUUAGAUGGUGAUGUCGAAUGGGGAUGUGGUAUUAGACCAGAAAUGAUAAAAGAUAAUAACAAUCCCGGCUAUUGGAAAGGUACAAUUUAUUGUGCAAAACAUCUUUGUUUGACCCGAAAUACUCACAAAAUUGUUACAGGUGACGACUAUGAUGACGUUGAAUGUAAUGUAUCAAGUGAAUUAUAUCGAUUAGAAUCACCUAUACGUGUGCUGGAACAUUUUUUCAGAACAAUCGAACGUUUUUCUCCAUUAGAAAAUGUUCCAAGGUUGUUAAUCUAUGAUAACGCCUGCGGUUUACAUAAUACAUUUUUUCGCCGUUAUAAUACAGACAUAAUAAACCAUACAGCAGCAAGUAAUAAAUUGGCAACCAUGAAAUUUGUUGUUGAUAAAUUUCAUCAUGGUAACCAUAAAAGAGAAAUGUGCAAAUAUGAAACAAAUCCUUACAAAUAUUCAGAAUUAGAUAAUAUUAACACCGAAGUAAGUGAGCAGGUAAAUGCAAAAUUAAAACAUUACAAGAAUGCUUUAUCAUCAUAUUCUGCACCCACUAGUCAGGUGUAUUAUCUCCUGCUAUUUAAGAGCCAUUAUCCCGUAGACUAACACAGAGUGUGAUUAUUGAUGUCACAGAUUUACAUGAUAUUUUUACUAGUUGUAGGUCUAUAUGUAACUAGAUAAUGAUAUAAAUAACGUCAUUUAAAACUCAUCCGUUCUCGAAUUAUAGAGAGAACAAUAGAUGGUGCU